GUUUACAGCGUCCUUAGCCCCGCAAACACCGCCCCCCUCGCCCCGUAUCAUGGACAUGGAUUGUUCGCUCCUGGGGCACACGGUGCACGAUGGCACUGCGAGGGAAUAAACCGCACGCAAGGCCUCACGAAACUCAUCAACGUCACUUGUCCUCGUGUCUUUGGUGGGUUCCACCGAGAGACCCCAUGUGGUUUGGGUCCGUCGUGCCUCUGCCGCGCCACCCUAUCAAAGGCCCGGGCCUCUCUCACGAUGGAGAUGAUGAUCCAGGACUUGCAGCCGCUAGAGCCCGACUUCCAGGCCAAGGGCCGAUGGUCCGAAACCCGUCCUAAGCCUCGAACAGCCAGUGGACCCGACCGUCUCUCGAUUUGUGCAGCAGCCCAGAAAACCACGACACGCAGCUCUACUAGUUUGUGGUGGGCUGGCCAGAGUCCCGUCAAAGGCCGCCACCGAUAUUGCUCUAAAGCUUGACCACACAUCUCCAGGCCCAAUCGCAGAGGCAGAAAGCUUACCAGCUGCAUGUGAACCCCAGUCGUCGGCCUCGCGCGGCCCCUACUUGUACACCGUAUUCCGGGCCAAACCUUGACGGGGCCGGACGUGGAAUCUGCCGUCUCCUGCGCUUGUUUACGGGCCAUCGCGCGGUGAAGACUUUGCGGGGAUCUCAGCGGCUUUUUGUCCCUGAUGUGCUGCCUCAUUAUAAAACGGACUGUUCUGAUCGUUUUGCCUCGCCCGUUUGUUCGGAUUCUUCUUCCCGUCCAAUGUCCCGCCAUUCUAUCUUGGAGCUCCCAACCCUCCACAUCCUCUCUUCAACACCACCAGCCACCACCACCACUACCAACAACCACCACGUACCGCCCCUGACUAACGGCAGGGGCCGCAUAACACAAAUUGCCGGUGCAUAAUGAAGGGUCCGAAUCACCUCAACGUCUACGCGGGCCCCCAGUCCGUCAGGGACUACUUCGACCCGGAAUGCCAUCCGCCGAUGCCGCUGGUGGAGAUUCCGGAAUGCCUCAACCCGUACAGGGCUGAUGGCGUCCGCAUCUACGCCAAAAUGAUGUCGAUGCACCCUGCCACCAAUGUCAAGGUCAUCCCAGCUAUGAACCUGCUCGAUAAGAGCGUCGAGCCUGGCAAGACCAAGACCAUCGUGGAGAGCAGCUCAGGCUCUACUGCCAUCUCCAUGGCGAUGGUCGCACGAGCCUGUCAUGGGAUUGACGACGUGCAUGCAUAUCUAAGCAACAAGACCAGUCAGACUAAGCUUCGCCUUAUGCAAUUUUUCGGCCUCAACGUUACUCUUAUCGGAGGUCCAGCACAGCCGACCCCCGUAGAUGAGAGAGGUGGCAUCUGUGCGGCAUCGCGGAAGUCCAGAGAGAAUGAGGCCGUGUGCAGCCCGAAUCAGUACAUUAACGACGACAACUGGAAGGCACAUGUUCGCUGGACCGGUCCGCAGAUCCACAAGCAACUGCCGCACAUCAACGUCAUUGCCGCCUCCAUGGGCACAUCGGGCACCAUGACUGGCUUAGGAAUGUACUUUAAAGAAGCCAAGCCUUCGGUCUACAGAAUUGCGGUAUGCACAAAUGCCGGGGACCGAGUUCCUGGGCCCCGCGAAUUUUCUCUGAUGAGCGAGGUCAAGUUCCCGUACAAGUCUGCUGUGGAUGCUCUUGAAGAGGUUGGCGCAACCGAUUCCUACUCUUUGUCGCUGGACCUCACCCGCCAGGGAAUUGUCUGCGGUCCAUCUUCGGGUUUUACCCUCCAGGGCCUUCUCCAACGUUUGGCAAAGAAGAAGCAAGACGGUACUCUGUCGCAACUGGCUGGGCCCAGCGGGGAGAUCAACUGCGUUUUCAUGUGUUGUGAUCUCCCUUACCAGUAUCUGAACGAAUACUUCGAAAAGCUCGGCCCUGAGAAGUUCAGCCCGCUCCGGAAUGAGAGACUCAAAAAUGUUGACCUCUAUCGCUACGAUGAUGCAUGGGAACGCGAUGCCAUGGAUGCGCUGUCAAGCUUUUUCUCGCUCAACCCUGCGACACGAGGUUCAUCCUUGUCAUUUGUGGAUGGGGUGCACGAGCUCGAGAAGGCACUGGUUGCUCAGCCAAACACGCAAAUCCUCGACUUCCGUUGUGCUUCCGAUUACGAGGCAUUUCACCUCCCGAACUCUGUCAACAUCCCCCUCGAAACCCUGAGAAAUGGAGCCGCUUGUGGCAGCCCGUUCGCCAACCCCGCUGAUGACUGCUCCAUGCUUGAGGAGCUAUGGCUGGAGCUCGAGGGACUGUUCACGGUCAAGGACAAGAACGACAAGCGCAAUCCUAGCGCAGAGGCUUUGAUGGCAAUUCUUCGUGGCAAGAGGGUCUUGACCAUGUGUUACGAUGGAGAUAGUGCGCGAGUCGCAAACAGCGUCCUUCGUGCCAAAGGCGUAAACUCGGACAGUAUUCGCGGAGGAUACAGGGCAUUGGCAAGCGUGCAACUACCCGACGUUGCCUCUGCGCAGCAAUCGACCCAUGUUGUGUCUGUGGAGGCAUAAUAACAGCGUCCCAGCCCGCAUAGGGAAGACCGACAGGGCAGCCGCAGACGUUUGCACAUUCCAUCGCAUUUUGCUUCAAUUUAGGGGAUUUUAGUCCAGAAGUGCAGUGGGCAUCUGGGACAACUUUGGGUUUUUGUUUUUUGGGAAUCCGAUCAUGAUGACACGCGAGGAGUGCAUCUAGGAUCUGGUCGAGCAGUUGGCGUCCAGGAUCCGAUGCGGUUGAUGAAACAGCCAUGACGAAGAGCAGCUAUAGGGCCUAUUACCAAGUGCUGGUAUCAAGAACUUGCCACUUCACGUGGCACAAAAGUCUAGGGGCAUUGGGGUCUGGGUGUGCAGUGGGCGCCCGAGAUCCCUCGGUGUCAACCACCACAAAGGGGGUGAAUGAAGCGGUCCGGAUGAGCAGUGGGUGUUCGGGAUCGCCGACGAUUUCAACCAUCGUCAUUGUCAACCCAAUCAAUCUGAGACGUUCAAAUGCAGGACGUGCAGUGGGCUUUCUGGGAUUCGAUGCUCAGCCUUGACGGCUGAUGAGAGCAGCUUGUGUUGGUUCUGUUCGUUGUGGUUUUGCCACAUAUCGGGAAGUGGCUCGAGCCCUCCGACUUUCGAGCUCAGGCCAUGCUUGUCUAGCGAAUGGCGGGCAAGCUUAUCUGCCAAUCCAGACAUCAUGAACAAAGGUUAUUACGUGCCUCAGCCGAAAGGCUGGUGAUGGCAACUAGCGGCCGGUCCUCGACUGUGAAGCAUUUGAUGCUGACGAGCCUGACCUGAUGGAACGAUCAGAAGGUCGAUCGUACGCCAUGAAAGACGAAUGCCAUUGUCUCAGGGUCAUCCUGGACCAACGAGGUCUCUCACGGCGGGGGACUGGAUGUUUUCCUGGAAAUUUUGUAGCCGGCCACGGCUGGUUACCGAAGCAUC
Messenger RNA from Purpureocillium takamizusanense, 3418 nucleotides. RefSeq lists its product as uncharacterized. The record is from RefSeq and is a predicted model, not a curated record. The coding region runs from base 899 to 2509 and encodes 536 amino acids. Lineage: Eukaryota; Fungi; Ascomycota; Sordariomycetes; Hypocreales; Ophiocordycipitaceae. The transcript has 7 exons. Gene Ontology annotation, molecular function: cysteine synthase activity; cystathionine beta-synthase activity. Gene Ontology annotation, cellular component: cytoplasm.